AGACGGUCCAGCGCUGCGUGGGCCAUGGUGCAGCUCCGGCCGCGGGCGUCGUGCACCCCCGCGGAGGCGGACGCGAUGGUGGAUGAGGGGCAGCCGGCUUCGGAGGAGGUGGCGGAGCACGGCCUGCUGCUGGGACAGCCCAGUAGCGGCGCGGCCGCCGAGCCGCUGGAGGAGGACGAGGAAGGGGACGAUGAGUCUGACGACGAGGCCCCGGAGGAGCUGACUUUCGCCAGUGCCCAGGCGGAAGCGAGAGAAGAGGAGCGGCGAGUGCGAGAGACCGCGCGCAGGGAUAAAAUUCUCCUGAAGGAGAAGAGGAAACGACGCGAGGAGCUGUUCAUCGAACAGAAGAAAAGAAAACUCCUUCCAGAUGCUGUUCUAGAGAAGCUAACUACAACUUCCCAAACUAACAUAAAGAAGUCACCAGGAAAGCUGAAAGAAGGUACGACCCAUCGAAGUAACUUGUCGGUUGAUUUGCAGAAGAAACAUGAAGGCCAUGACAAAGGAAGUGACUCCAAGAAAGCUGGCACACAGAAAGUACAGCCAGGCAGCCAGAACAAAAGCUACGUGGCUCUAAGACUCAAAGACCAAGAUCUGAGAGACGCAAGGCAGCAGGCAGCCAAAGCCUUCAUACAGAAUUCUUUGUAUGGUCCGGGAACCAACAGAAUGACUGUCAAUAAGUUCCUGUCUCUUGCCAACAAGAGGUUGCCGGUGAAAAGGGCUGCAGCCCAAUUCCUGAACAAUACUUGGGGAGCCCAGAAAAAACAAAAUGCCAAGAGAUUUAAAAGACGGUGGAUGUUCAGAAAGAUGAAAGCGUCUGGGAGAGUAAAUGGCAGCUAAAUAAAGAAUCAAUACUUUUUAUGUAUAGUAUACAGUUAUUUUAGAGGAUUAUUUUUUUCUGAAACUAAUAAACCAUUCAUAGUUCAUUUUAAGGGGUCGUUAUAAAAAUCAUAAAUCUAUUUGUCUGGGGAAGUAUCUGGCCACAUUUCAUCCUUUUGGAGUACAGUCACGCCUUGUAGUCUUUGGAGGUCCUGAAAGAAAAACUAGUUUAAAAGGACCUGUUUUCCUUUCUUCUUAGAAGUGUUUACCCAUUCAGUGAAAUACAAGCACUACCCACCCCAGUAGCACCACCUGUCCGCCCCUCCGCACCAAGGUGUGGGUGGAAAAGAGACGGCUCUCCGGGAAGAGUCUUCAGGCGCAGCUCUCAGCUGCCUUACUCUCGGGUGUCGUAGUGCUCUUAAUGAAAAUUUGUUUCACAGACUGUUGCUUGAUGUUACUGAGUAGCCUCAUGGAAUAAUAAAAAAGAAUUAUGAAUGAGUGCCAAAUCUAAAAACAGAAAUAAAUACUCCCUUUAGAGAAGGUUCAAGCCUCAGUGUAGAAAACAGCCAGUAUCUCCAUUACCAAAUCAAACGUAUACAGUUCUCUUCUUGAGCAGCUUGUUUGCUUGACUGGCAAGUCUCACAGUCCAUAUCGUGACUAUGAAAGUAAUAAACAAGGAAAUUAAUUUCCUGUUGCUUCAUAGUAUCA
Trichechus manatus latirostris (Florida manatee) is the source of this 1524-nucleotide messenger RNA. It is a transcript of the gene NOL7, whose product is annotated as nucleolar protein 7. The transcript is spliced from 8 exons. The coding region runs from base 25 to 837 and encodes 270 amino acids. Gene Ontology annotation, cellular component: nucleolus; nucleus. The record is from RefSeq and is a predicted model, not a curated record. NCBI's taxonomy places the organism in Eukaryota, Metazoa, Chordata, Mammalia, Sirenia, Trichechidae. Gene Ontology annotation, molecular function: RNA binding.